Solea solea (common sole) is the source of this 1385-nucleotide messenger RNA. It is a transcript of the gene ttc1, whose product is annotated as tetratricopeptide repeat domain 1. Bases 134 to 1300 code for a protein of 388 amino acids. Gene Ontology annotation, molecular function: protein binding. NCBI's taxonomy places the organism in Eukaryota, Metazoa, Chordata, Actinopteri, Pleuronectiformes, Soleidae. The record is from RefSeq and is a predicted model, not a curated record. The transcript is spliced from 8 exons.
CGUUACGACUCAUUACGGACACGUGACGUUAUCGUCGACCGACACCGUAUGCACGUGAGGCACUGUUAGCUAGCUGUGUGUCAGCUGUUAGCGGCGUUCAGAACUGAGAAACAACUGAUUUACUAUCUUCAAGAUGAACAGAGAACAGAGACAUGGAAAUCCUGCUCGACAGGAGGAGGAGGAGCAGGAGCUAGAUGACUUCUACGACUGUGAGGAGACUCUGGAGCCUGCACACUGUAAAACGGCGGAGCUUCAGCACUGCUACAUUAGACCAGAGACACUGACAGACAGAGGGGAGGAGCCAAGAGGAGGACACCAGGAGCAGAGAGACAAGUUACAGAAUGAGGAGCAGCAGAGCGACAGGCUGCAGCAGGAGGAGGAGCAGCAGCAGAGCGACAGGCUGCAGGACGAGGAGGAGCAGCAGCAGAGCGACAGGCUACAGGAGCAGCAAGACAAGUUACAGAAGGAGGAGCAGCAGAACGACAGGCUGCAGGAGGAGGAGCAGCAGAGCGAUAUGCUGCAGGAGGAGGAGGAGCAGCAGCAGAGCGACAGGCUGCAGGAGGAGGAGCAGUGCGACAGGCUGCAGGAGGAGGAGGAGCAGCAGAGCGACAGGCUGCAGGAGGAGGAGGAGCAGCAGAGCGACAGGCUGCAGGAGGAGGAGGAGGACCUGGACUCAGAGAUGCAGCAGCAGGUGGAGUUUGACGAUGAUUACCUGAGGGAGGUGGAGAAGGAGCUGACAGACGAGGAGAAGGAGAGUCGACGUCAGCAGAGUUUGACUCUGAAGGAAACGGGAAACGGACAGUUUAAAGCUGCAGAGUGGGCGGCGGCAGAGCGGACGUACUCGCAGGCUCUGGUUGUGUGUCCGGUGUGUUUCAGCACAGAACGAGCCGUGCUGUUCUCCAACCGCGCCGCGGCGCGCGCUCACCUGGGCGUGAAGGAGCGGGCCAUCUCGGACUGUUCCAGAGCGAUAGAGCUGAAUCCAGACUACGUGCGGGCGCUGCUCAGGAGGGCGGAGCUUUACGAACAGACAGAGAAACUGGACGAGGCGCUGGACGACUACAAGAAGGUUCUGGAACGAGACCCAAACAACGGCAGUGCCAGGGGAGCCUGUACGAGGUUACCUCAGCAGAUUCAGGACAGGAAUGAGAAGCUGAAGGAGGAGAUGAUGGGUAAACUGAAGGACCUGGGGAACAUGAUCCUGAGGCCGUUUGGACUUUCCACCAACAACUUCCAGGUGAACCAGGACCAGAACACGGGCUCCUACUCCGUCAACUUCGUCCAGAACAACAACAACAGAUGACGUCAUCGCAGUCAUCGCCGCGACAACGCCCUCGCUAUGACAUCACAGCUCCAUGUCUUCAAUAAAUGAUGCUUUUAAAUCCUCA